AUGUCUGCCUCUCACGAUGAUAUCAAGGCAGCACCUAGUUGUGACAAUGCAGCGCGACCUGAGAUGGAAAAGGCUGAAGUUGAAGACGUGAAUGAAGUCUUCAAGAGGGGCGAAGGUCAUAUAGACUUUCGCACCGUGAGCUGGAUACGUGCGGGCAUCAUCUUUUUGAAAAUCAUCUUCGCGACCGGUGUUCUUUCCAUCCCCUCGUUGAUGUACCAACUGGGAGCCUUACCAGGUGCGAUCAAUGUGGUCGGAUGGACUCUUUUAAAUACGUACUGUGCCAUUGUCCAAGGAAAUUUUCGCAACCGUCACCCGGGCUGCCACUCCAUUGCGGACAUGGCUCAGGUCGUGGGAGGGCCGAUCAUCAAGGAAAUUGUGGGUGUCUUAUUCACCGUGAGCUACGUGAUCGUGGCUGCGUCCGGUAUUAUCGGGGUGUCGACAGCGUUCAAUGCACUCUCGGGUCACGCUAUGUGUACGGUGUGGUUUAGCUUCAUCGCGACGAUCAUCAUUGCUGGAUUCGCGAGUGUUCGGAAGUUUUCGCACAUUGGGUGGUUGACCUGGGUUGGGUUCGCGAGCGUGUACAUCGCCGUGUUCAUUAUUGUAAUCGGCGUCACAACCCGAGAUCGGCCCGCAGCGGCACCAAAGACUGGCGAUUAUGAUUUUGGGUAUCGAGUCAUCGGCAAUCCCAGCUUCACCACCGGAAUCACGGCCGCCGCGACCAUCUUCGUCUCCAGCGCCGCCACUUCGGCCUUUUUGCCCGUCAUCUCCGAGAUGCGGAAGCCCAAAGACUACCCCAAGGCUGUGUACCUUAGUAUGAGCCUGGUGACCGCCUCGUACCUCACCUUCAGUCUGGUCAUCUACGCCUGGUGUGGACGCUGGAUUGCCUCGCCUUCUCUCGGAAGUGCAGGACCCACCGUCAAGCGCGUCGCUUAUGGCAUCGCCCUGCCUGGCCUCGUCAUCAGCGGCUGCCUCUACGUCCAUGUGGCAGCGAAGUAUCUUUUUGUCCGGAUCUUGCGCAAUUCACGUCAUCUACAGGCCAACACGAUUGUUCAUUGGGGUACGUGGCUCAGCUGCACUGUUGGUAUGGCCGCCAUCUCAUUCCUCCUGGCUUGCGCCAUUCCCAUUUUCACCUACGUAUUGGCUCUCGUGGGUGCGUUGUGCUUCGCACCGCUGGCCAUCAGUCUCCCUGGCUGGCUCUGGCUGUAUAGUUAUAGUGAUUAUCGCACAGGGACAUUCCUGCAGAAAGUCAUGUACGUCGGUCAUGUGGUUCUGAUCUUGCUGGGGGCUUUUAUGACCGUGGGUGGAACAUACGGAGUGAUUGUGCAGAUCAACCAGGCAUACGCGGACGGGUCAAUUUCAUCGGCAUUUUUCGUGUGCCGAUAA
Messenger RNA from Penicillium oxalicum, 1383 nucleotides. Its product is annotated as putative neutral amino acid permease. The transcript is spliced from 3 exons. Gene Ontology annotation, cellular component: vacuolar membrane. Gene Ontology annotation, biological process: amino acid transmembrane transport. Gene Ontology annotation, molecular function: amino acid transmembrane transporter activity. Lineage: Eukaryota; Fungi; Ascomycota; Eurotiomycetes; Eurotiales; Aspergillaceae. The record is from RefSeq and is a predicted model, not a curated record. Bases 1 to 1383 code for a protein of 460 amino acids.